Molecule: messenger RNA, 2448 nt
Organism: Aspergillus uvarum CBS 121591
Lineage: Eukaryota; Fungi; Ascomycota; Eurotiomycetes; Eurotiales; Aspergillaceae
Gene: kexA
Product: serine-type carboxypeptidase kexA
Exons: 8
Coding region: 1-2448 (815 amino acids)
Biological process (GO): proteolysis; peptidyl-arginine methylation
Molecular function (GO): protein-arginine omega-N monomethyltransferase activity; serine-type carboxypeptidase activity
Source: RefSeq, a predicted model, not a curated record
AUGAGUGAUCAAACCUCUUCUUCAGGUCCUGUGACCAUCGUGGUCGAGCAUCUGGACCCCGAGUUGGGCGCUUGGUCCGCUCUGGAGUAUGGCUGCAUUGCCCGUGAAGCGCAUGCCUCGGGGAGCAGAUUUCUGCUCAGCUCCGUGCCCACCUCCCUGCAGAUGCCGGAGGAUCUGGCAGCCACCCCAGGCCUCAACGUCGAGCACCGCAGUGUGGAGGAGAUUUUUGCGGACCGCAAGUCUCGGGUCUGCCUGUUGGACCCUUCCGCCACGGUUGAGUUGAGCCCCGCUGAUGCAGAGACGUUCGAUGUCUUCCUUUUCGGUGGUAUCCUGGAUCGCACCUCGGAGUUGAGAAAGAAGGGCUAUGCUGGCCGUAGACUGGGCCCUGUGCAAAUGACCACGGAUACAGCUGUGCGCGUCACUCGCCUAGUUGUGCACGAUAAGAUUCCGUUGGAGGAAAUCAAAUACGUUGACCACCCCGAGAUCCUGAUCAACGAGCACGAACGGACUGAGAUGCCUUUCCGCUAUGUUGUGGACAAGGAUGGUCAGCCCAUCAUGCCUCCGGGCAUGGUGGACUUGAUCAAGAAAGACGCCGACCAGGUCUCCAUCACCAAGAUGUCGACAUGGGCACUGUCGACGCUCCUUCUACUGAGUCCCGCCGCUGUCGUGGCCAAGUCGGCGGCUGACUAUUAUAUCCAUUCCCUGCCGGGUGCACCGGACGGUCCGCUGCUGAAAAUGCACGCUGGGCACGUCGAGGUCGACGCCCAGAGCAAUGGGCAUCUCUUCUUCUGGCACUACCAAAACCGGCACAUCGCCAAUCGCCAACGCACCGUGGUGUGGCUGAAUGGUGGGCCUGGGUGCUCCUCGAUGGACGGAGCGCUGAUGGAGAUUGGACCGUAUCGACUGAAGGACAACCACACCCUCGAAUAUAAUGAGGGCUCCUGGGACGAGUUUGCCAACCUGCUUUUUGUCGAUAAUCCGGUUGGAACGGGCUUCAGCUACGUCAACACCGAUAGCUAUAUUCACGAGCUCGACACGAUGGCGGCGCAGUUCGUGGUAUUCUUGGAGGAGUGGUUCAAGCUGUUUCCGGAGUACGAGAGUGAUGAUAUCUACCUUGCGGGCGAGUCCUACGCCGGACAACAUAUCCCCUAUAUCGCGAAGGCCAUGCAAGAACGCAACAAAAACGUCUCCAAUUCCAACACCGCGCAGUGGCGGCUGAAAGGUCUUCUUAUCGGCAACGGUUGGAUCGCCCCCGAGGAGCAGUACAUGUCCUACCUGCCGUUCGCCUACGAAGAGGGGCUCAUCGAGGAAGGCAGCGCGGCGGCCAAGGAACUCGAAGUGCUACAGUCCGUCUGCCAGUCACGGUUGGAAGCGGGCAAGAACAGGAUCCACGUCAACGACUGCGAGAAGAUUCUGAAUGGCAUCUUGGAUAAGACGAUUGUCAACAAUCAGUGCUAUAACAUGUAUGACAUUCGUUUGCGCGACAGCUUGGACGCCUGCGGAAUGAAUUGGCCGACGGACUUGGUGGAUGUGAAGCCCUAUCUACAGCGAGAGGACGUGGUGGCGGCUCUGCACAUUGACCCGGCCAAGAAGUCGGGCUGGACCGAGUGUUCCGGCGCGGUCAGCAGCAACUUCAACCCUCAGAGAUCUGUGCCAUCCGUCCGGCUCCUGCCCGAGCUUUUAGAAUCCGGCGUGGAGAUCCUCCUUUUCAGCGGCGAGAAGGACCUUAUCUGCAACCACGUCGGCACCGAGCAACUGAUCAACAACCUGAAAUGGGGCGGCGGUACGGGGUUCGAAACCUCGCCGGGCGUGUGGGCGCCCCGACACGACUGGACCUUCGAGGGCGAGGCGACGGGCAUUUAUCAAUACGCGCGCAACCUGACCUACGUACUGAUCUACAACUCCAGCCACAUGGUGCCGUACGACCUCCCCCGCCAGACGCGGGACAUGCUGGACCGGUUCAUGAACGUGGACAUUGCCAGCAUCGGCGGCCACCCGACGGAUUCGCGCAUCGACGGCGAGAAGCUGCCGCAGACCUCGGUGGGCGGCCACCCCAACAGCACCGCGGCCGAGGAGCAGGAGAAGCAGCGCCUCAAGGAGACGGAGUGGAAGGCGUACGCCAAGUCCGGCGAGGCCGUCCUCGUGGUGGUGAUCAUCGGGGUGAUCGUGUGGGGGUUCUUCAUCUGGCGCAGCCGCCAGCGGCACCACGGCUACCGGGGCGUGAUGCAGAAGAACAUGAGCAGCAGUAGCUCGGUGCUGGAGCGGUUCCAGAACAAGCGCACGGGCGGCGAUGUCGAGGCGGGCGACUUUGAUGAGUCGGAGUUGGAUGACCUGCACUCGCCGGGUCUGGACCGGGAGCACUAUUCGGUGGGCGAGGACAGUGACGAGGAGGAGCAGCGGGGCGAACACAGCCAGCAUUCGGCGGCGCGGGGGAGUGAUCAUCUAUGA